Molecule: messenger RNA, 2206 nt
Organism: Drosophila eugracilis
Lineage: Eukaryota; Metazoa; Arthropoda; Insecta; Diptera; Drosophilidae
Exons: 4
Coding region: 1706-2170 (154 amino acids)
Source: RefSeq, a predicted model, not a curated record
CGAGCAGAACCUGGAAACACAAAACAUAUGUAUCUAGAUCGCCAUUUGGAUAAACACGCUUUAAUGUAAACAGUUGGGCGAAUGUUUGUUCGUCCAGGGAAAGCACCGAAGGUCCCCAUCUAAUUGCCAAUCACCUAAAAGUUCUUAAACUUCCGUCGCAUAUAUAAAAGUUUACUAUGAGCUUUUAUUGUGAAAAUGCUAAGAAAAUAAAUAUACAAUCCGAUUGAUUCACAAGCCAGCUAGACAUCAUGGAGUCGGCAACAAAUAUUUUAUCCAUUGGAGUGGAGAAUAAAGAAUCUUUGGACCACGCAUCAAAGCUUAAGCUCCACAGAAGGAAUUUUCACACCAGGUUUACAAAACGUAUGCAAAAACUAUUACUUAAUGGUUCUAAACCUUUGAAAGAUACACCCGAUCCGGAUUCAGUUGAAAGAUUUUGUGCAACGAGCACUCGGAGAAAUGGCAUUCAAUACUAUGAGUUUCGACCAGAUGAUUAUACAAAAGGAAUUGCUUUAUCUGGACCGGCAUUCGAUCCCAAAGGACUUAUUUUAAUAGUGAAGGAAAAGAUCGGAAAAGAGCACUGGAUAAAUGAAAGUGUUAUUAAGUAUCAUAACAAUUCCUUAGCUGAAAUACAAGAACUUGUUUGGGACGCCCUAAUGGAGGAGGACCGAAGAAUAUAUAAUUAUUUGCGCUAUUUGCAAGAAAAUCGUUAGUAAUAAGGAGUAUUAAAUGCCUAAUAAUUAGUUUUUAUUGUACUUUUCUGUUGUGUAACUGUUAAACUGAUAAAAUUUGUAAAUAAAUAAUUAUAGUUGGUGAUCUUCUACAUCUGAUAUUAAAUUUAUAGUUAGAUUUUUAUGUCCUAGCAAUUAUUAAGAGGUCCACCCUAAUUUGAAAAAAUUCACAAAAGCUUAUAAACAAUAAACACCCAUCCCUAAUUCUGUGCUUUGAUAGCUUUCGUUAAAAUAAUUGCAUAGUAAAUAAAUACUUGACAUUCUAUGCCAAAAGUCGAUCAGAGUCCACCAUGACGUCGAAAUCGAUAGUUUUGGCCAUAGGAACAGAGAGCAAAGACGAAAUUAAAGACAUACCGACGAUACGACACGAUCGCAAGGCCUGUUUUCAGUCCGAUUUCGAGGAACAUAUGCAGAAAAUUCUACUAAAUGGAGCUAAAUCACAGGAAAGUUUUCCCAAUGAUAAAGUUAUGCAAAGAUUUGCAGCGAAUGGAUUGAAAAAAAAUGAAUAUCAUUAUUAUGAGUUUGCUCGAGGGAUUAAUAGGGGUUGCUGGAUAAUUGAUGGACCCACAUUUGAGCCCAAGGGUAUCCUAAGGCGUGUUAAAGAACGGAUAAGCACAGAUCAUUGGAUUACAGAUAAUGUAGCCAAGUUUAAAAAGGAUUCCAGAGACUUUGUACAAAAAACCGUUAGUAAUGCCUUAGAUGAGGAACAAGUUGACAUUUACCAGUAUCUGUGUUAUUUAAAUGAAAAUUGUAAUAAAAAGUGAUUAAUUUUAUAUUUAUAUUCACAAUUCUUAAGUCUACAUAUUUCGGCUUUAUACAUAUGCAUACAUAUGUUAUUAACCAUUCACAACUGUUUAUAAACAAGAAGUUACCAUCACUAAUGAUGGGCUUUUAGUGUGAGCUUUCCGGUAAAAUGAUUUCAUUUGUAAAUAAACAACAAUAGCUUCUUAUAACAAGUCAAAAAAUCGGAACCGAAAAUGACGUCAAAAUCGAACAUUUUAAGUAUCGGAAGUGAUUUUAAAGAGUUAUCUGACAAACCGCCAAAGACAAAUAACCCAAAAGCCUAUUUUGAGUUCAAUUUCGAGAAACACAUGCAGAGGUUACUUCUCGAAGGGAAUAAACCCCAAAAUCUGGAUGCAUCAUCAAUGGAGAGAUUCGCGGCUACUGAGAUAAUGAGAAAUGGAAAACAGUAUUACGAGUUCGGACCUGAUAAUUUUAAGAGCGGAACAAUAAUAAGUGGUAUUUCUUUCAAUCCCAAAGGUAUGCUUUUACGUGUAAAGAAUAGAAUCGAUAAAGAACACUGGAUUAAAGAAAACGUAAUUCAGUAUCGAAAAAAUUCCAUGGUGCAUAUACAGCAAAUUGUUUCUGAUGCCUUGAAAGAGGAAGAAAUGGAAAUCUAUCAAUAUUUGUGUUAUCUCAACAAAAGUUUAAAUAAAAAGUGAUAUUUCUUGGUAUAAUAAAAUUUAUUAAAAAACUUC